AUGGAUCCCGAGUCUCAGAAGAAGAUCCUCGAGUUGGAGCAGGGCUUGGACGCUCUGAAGCAGCGAUGCGCUGAGCUUCGGGCACGGCAGAUCGAAGAGGAAGAGAAAGAAGAUGCAGCCAGCCCCGAGCGCCAGGAGAAGAUUCAGCGGCUCGAGGCGCGCAUCCGACAUCUGUUGGAGGAGUGCCUCAUUGGGCGGCUCGAUGCCUACGAGCGAGAGCAGGACUUGAUCUUGGCGCUGCAAGAUGCCUACAUUGCUCAGCUGAAGGAAAAUAUUGUGGCCUCCUGGGGAGAGGUUCCUAAGCCGAAGGAAGAGUACGAGGGAUGGGAUGCAACUCGUACGUCGAAGGAGAUUCUGCAGUGGGUGAUGGAUAAGUUUGGUGGAUAG
This is a messenger RNA of Fulvia fulva, 387 nucleotides long. RefSeq lists its product as uncharacterized. The record is from RefSeq and is a predicted model, not a curated record. The transcript is spliced from 2 exons. The coding region runs from base 1 to 387 and encodes 128 amino acids. NCBI's taxonomy places the organism in Eukaryota, Fungi, Ascomycota, Dothideomycetes, Mycosphaerellales, Mycosphaerellaceae.